AUGCACGAUGUCGUGCUCCUUUCUUGUUUUUAUUGUUUGGACACUUGAAUUUCCACGCGUUUUCAGCUAAUUUUUUUAGUUUUUUUUUAAUUUCUCUGUGUUUUAGAUGUUUCCUGCCAAAUAACUCGGGUAUCGGCAGGUAAAGCUCAAAAAUACCUUUGGAGACCUGUGGAACAACAAAAUGGAACUUGCCUUGUCCCGUUCACCAUUGGAACUCCAGUUUCUCACCCAGAAAGGUCACGUCCAAGAAGAAAACAAAUUGUGAGUACUAUUUAUUUGAUUUUUGAGGUUUUAGCUAAACUGCCCGUUCGAGGAGCCAAGUUUCGUGCUGCAUGAGCUUUCUGGUCAAUUCCUGAUGUCAAAAGGGAGCGUAUUAGGUAACUUUGACGUUUCAAAAUGUUUUACUUGCCAUGUGCAAUAUAACUUUUGGUCGAAAAAACUUCUUCAAGUCCACAUUUCCGUUGAAAACAACAAGGAAUCAAGCCCCAAGUACAUACACGUAUAG
Molecule: messenger RNA, 505 nt
Organism: Bursaphelenchus xylophilus (pine wood nematode)
Lineage: Eukaryota; Metazoa; Nematoda; Chromadorea; Rhabditida; Aphelenchoididae
Source: the annotation of a GenBank genome assembly